AAGGCAACUGGCGCCAUCUUGGCUGUUUUAAUGAGUACAACAGGGGAGAAUUCGCUGGGAGAAAUUACAUAACUAUUGAUAUUUCUUUCUAAAGGGGGGUACCGUCGGUGAACUUCUCCCAGUGUGAGUGUGUGAGAAAGGAGAGCCAGGGCAAUGUUUUACGCCCACUUUGUCCUGAGCAAGCGUGGGCCGCUGGCCAAAAUUUGGCUAGCGGCUCACUGGGACAAAAAGCUGACCAAGGCCCAUGUCUUUGAAUGCAACCUGGAGAGCAGUGUGGAGAGCAUCAUUUCGCCCAAGGUGAAGAUGGCGUUACGGACAUCUGGUCACCUUCUACUGGGAGUGGUCAGAAUCUACCACAGGAAGGCCAAAUAUCUGCUGGCUGAUUGUAAUGAGGCAUUCAUCAAGAUCAAGAUGGCCUUCAGGCCAGGUGUGGUAGAUCUGCCAGAGGAGAACAGAGAGGCAGCCUACAAUGCCAUCACCCUACCUGAAGAGUUCCAUGACUUUGACCAGCCACUGCCUGAUCUGGAUGACAUAGACGUGGCCCAACAGUUCACUCUGAACCAGAGCAGAGUAGAAGAGAUCACCAUGAGGGAAGAUGUGGGCAACCUCAGCCUCAUGCAGGACAAUGACUUCGCUGACUUUGGGAUGGAUGACCGUGAAAUGAUGCGUGAUGCUAGUGCAUUUGAAGAGGACAUCAUGCACAGUGCCACAGCUACUAACCUUCUACUAGAGGCUGAGCCCGGCCCAGCUCACCUACCAGACAAGUCUAACCACAUGGAAUAUGAUGACUUUGGAGACAACACGAUGGGCAACAGUGAUGGGGGAAUGCUUGUGGAUAAGCUGCUAAGUAACGAGGAUGGUGGUGGCAUCUUUGAUGACCCUCCAGCCAUCACAGAGAGUGUCAUGAUGCCUCGCGAACCCGGAGAGGAUGAGGAUGACUUUGACAACCUGCAGUCACCGGGUCCGGAUAGCCCAGAUUCAGGCCCAGCAGAGCCUCUGCCAGCUAUGGCUGACCAGACAGAGCAGACUACCCUGGUUCAUAAUGAGGAGGAAGCUUUCGCCUUGGAACCCAUUGAUAUCACUGUGAAAGAGACCAAGGCAAAGCGUAAGAGGAAGCUGAUCGUGGACAGUGUGAAGGAGUUGGACAGUAAGACCAUCCGGGCACAGCUGUCGGACUACUCUGACAUUGUUACCACCCUGGACCUGGCCCCUCCCACCAAGAAGCUAAUGAUGUGGAAGGAGACUGGAGGAGUAGAAAAGCUCUUCUCUCUCCCUGCGCAGCCCCUCUGGAAUGCAAGGCUACUCAAAAUGUUCACACGCUGCCUGACGCCUUUGGUGCCAGAUGAAUUGAGGAAGAGGAGGAAGGGAGGAGAAGCAGACAGUCUGGAUGAGUUCCUCAAAGAGCUGGAGAACCCUGAGGUACCCCGUGAGGAGGUCAUGGGUCAGCACAGAGAUGUUAUUGACCAAACUAUCAUGGAGGAGCCCAGUAUUCUGGGAGCCUCAGCCAUAGAGGGCAGCAGAACAACCCUGGAUGAGACUGCUAUGCCUCCUCCCUCCACCCCUCGUGGUGUCAAACGCAAGGCUGUUGACAAAGAGACUGCUUUGCCUAUGGCUCCCUUGGAGCAGCAGCAGGCACCUGACCACUCAGUGCUGUCCCAGAGGUUAGACAUAUCUCAGGUAGAUCUGCCCCCAGAAGAGAACAGCAUCAACCUUACCCAGCUUGUCCCUGAGCUUGACUUGCUGGGUGAGAAGGGCAAGGACAAAAAGGAUGAGAGCGAUGAAGAGGAGGAAGAAGAGGGUCAGGGAGGAGAUCAAGACCAAGAGGAGAAGAGAUGGAACAAGAGAACCCAGCAGAUGCUCCAUGGUCUCCAGCGUGUCAUGGCCAAGACUGGAGCAGACUCAGUCAGCCUGCUUGACCUGUGCCGAAACAACAACAGAAAGCAGGCGGCUGCCAAGUUCUACAGUUUCCUUGUUCUCAAGAAGCAACAAGCCAUCGAGGUCACCCAGUCUGAGCCCUACAGCGAUAUCAUUGCCACAGCUGGACCAAGAUUCCACCUUGUUUAGAUAGACAUUGGAAGAACAAACACUUGGCUUGUAACUGAAAUACCUUUUUUAUUACAGAACUGUUUUUUCUUAUAUUUUGUGUGCUCUUGUUGGCCUGAGUUUUGUUUAUUUUUUUUGGGAGGGGGGCGGGGAUAGGGGCGGAUGAAUUUUUAAAAAGGAUUUUACUGUACUACUACAAAAGAAUCAAGCAGUAUUCAUCUGGCUUCUUCAAAUGGAGUGAAGAAUAUCUGUCUGGAAUAUUUAUAAAGCAAACUUUUUUAGACUCCCUUUUUUGGCUUCUCGUCAUCACAUAAAUAAAUAUACUGUUUCCUCUGUUCCUUCAGUUAAAUUUCCAAAAUUUGUCCAUCCAUUAUCCAAACUGCUUAUCCCAGCAGUCAUUGGGCGGCAGGCGGGGAGACACCCUGGACAGGCUGCCAGGCCAUCACAGGGCCUAAGUUUCCAAUAUCUGCUCAUUAAAUAAAUUUGCCUAAAUAAUUGUGUACUGAGGGCGGCACGGUAGUGCAGUGGUUAGCACGGUCACCUCACAGCAAGAAGGUCCUGGGUUCGAGCCCCGGGGUAGUCCAACCUUGGGGGUCGUCCUGUGUGGCGUUUGUACGUUCUCCCCUUGUCUGCCUGGGUUUCCUGCAGGUACUCCGGUUUCUUCUGACAGUCCAAAGUGCGUGUGUGCGCGCGUGUGUGCGCGCGUGUGUGUGUGUGUCGGCCCUGUGAUGGCCUGGCGGCCUGUCCAGGGUGUCUCCCCGCCUACCGCCCAAUCACUGUUGGGAUUGGCUCCAGCAUCCCCGCGACCCUGGGCAGGAUAAGUGGUUUGGAGAAUGGAUUGUGUACCGACACGCUGUUCCUUCCUAAAUCAUGGCAAAUCAGCAAUGUAGAAAUCAAAGGUUGAAUCGGUUCAUCUGGAUACGUUUGUACAGCACAAUACAGUUGAAUAAUGACCGAAUUUCAAUGACCACGUGUACUGUAUUGUUUAUAAGGGGUGGGGAUAUCUGCAGUCAGUUAAGACUGAAGAUGUUUCUUAGUUGAGUUGAAAUGUAUCUGUCAAUAAACGUAUCCAGAUGACCUAAUGCAACCUUUGAGUUUCUUACCUGGAUUAUUGAACAUGCGUCAAGACAGAUGCAAAAUCCUUUUCAUUGUCACACUGUUGGCCUACUUGUUGCAGAAAGGUACUGUUUUUACCACAAAAGACUAAGUGUAAGCUCUCCAAACUCCCUCAAUGCACUUGUGGUUGGGUUUUAAUGAUCUAUCACUAAAAUAAGCCAAUUUGUCGAAAAUGUAGAUAAUUAUUAACUUUUAUCAAUAUCAAGCUUCAAGUGUAUAAUUAUGGCAGUUCAUGUUCAUGACCUUUUUGUUUGUACCUCUUAUGUUUAUGCUUAUUUGCCUUUUUGCAUUAUGUACCUAGGUAAUGUACUUGUUACAGUUAAGUUCAGCAGUAUCCCACCUUUCUAGUCUUUGGGUAACUUCCAGUUGUGAUAAAUCUGUAAAGAUUUGAAAUAAAAGUGUUUUAAGAACUUGAUCAUCCAUGCAUUGAUUUAA
This is a messenger RNA of Lampris incognitus (smalleye Pacific opah), 3594 nucleotides long. Its product is annotated as double-strand-break repair protein rad21 homolog A-like. Gene Ontology annotation, cellular component: cohesin complex; synaptonemal complex. Gene Ontology annotation, biological process: mitotic sister chromatid cohesion; synaptonemal complex assembly; replication-born double-strand break repair via sister chromatid exchange. The record is from RefSeq and is a predicted model, not a curated record. Bases 154 to 2064 code for a protein of 636 amino acids. Lineage: Eukaryota; Metazoa; Chordata; Actinopteri; Lampriformes; Lampridae. Gene Ontology annotation, molecular function: chromatin binding; protein binding. The transcript has 14 exons.